AUGAACUCUUCAGAAGGUCUCAUGAACUUCUUGGAAGGAGACAGCUUGGCUGAGAAGUUUCUCCGUAUCGAGCGGGAGCAGACUGUACGCCUGAAGGAGCUCACUUUCCUCGAGCCUGUCGAAUAUGUUUACAACCCACUAGAUUAUGCCUGGGAACCCCACCAAGACUACGUGCGUAAAUACUGCCAGUCAAGCAAGAAGGUGCUAUUCCUUGGUAUGAACCCAGGGCCCUUUGGUAUGGCCCAGACUGGGGUGCCCUUUGGGGAGGUGCAGCUUGUCCGUGACUGGCUUCAGGUACGUGGACAGGUGUCUCGGCCAACACGCGAGCACCCAAAAAGACCAAUCCGGGGCCUGGAAUGCCCCCAGACGGAGGUGAGCGGUGCCCGCUUCUGGGGCUUCUUCCGCUCCCUGUGUGCCAGCCCAGAGGUGUUCUUCCGCCACUGCUUUGUCCACAACCACUGCCCGCUGCUCUUCAUCAGUCCGAGCGGCCGCAACCUGACCCCGGCCGAACUGCCAGCCGCUCAGCGGGAACAGCUCAUGCAGAUCUGUGACGAUGCCUUGUGUGAGGCUAUAAAGUUAUUGGGCGUUGCCAUGGUGAUUGGCGUGGGGCGCUUUGCUGAGCAGCGCGCCCGCAAAGCCCUGUCAGCCGCCGGUAUCCCGGUGCGAGUAGAGGGGGUGAUGCACCCGUCGCCUCGCAACCCCCAAGCGAACAAGGGCUGGAACACCAUCAUCCAAGCUAAGCUGGAAGAACUGGGUGUGAUGGGCCUUGUCACAGACUGA
Molecule: messenger RNA, 780 nt
Organism: Euleptes europaea (tarantolino)
Lineage: Eukaryota; Metazoa; Chordata; Lepidosauria; Squamata; Sphaerodactylidae
Gene: SMUG1
Product: single-strand-selective monofunctional uracil-DNA glycosylase 1
Exons: 2
Coding region: 1-780 (259 amino acids)
Biological process (GO): base-excision repair
Molecular function (GO): oxidized pyrimidine nucleobase lesion DNA N-glycosylase activity; single-strand selective uracil DNA N-glycosylase activity
Source: RefSeq, a predicted model, not a curated record